Molecule: messenger RNA, 3517 nt
Organism: Melospiza melodia melodia
Lineage: Eukaryota; Metazoa; Chordata; Aves; Passeriformes; Passerellidae
Gene: SH3GL1
Product: SH3 domain containing GRB2 like 1, endophilin A2
Exons: 10
Coding region: 120-1226 (368 amino acids)
Biological process (GO): synaptic vesicle uncoating
Cellular component (GO): glutamatergic synapse; cytoplasm; presynapse
Molecular function (GO): protein binding
Source: RefSeq, a predicted model, not a curated record
CGGGCUGGGACGGGCGGAGCGUCCAGAGGCUCCCGAGGCUCCCGCCGCCCCCGCUGCAGGUCCCGCCGCCCGCACACCGGCUCCCCGCCGCCACCGGGCCAGGCACCGGCACCGGCACCAUGUCGGUGGCGGGGCUGAAGAAGCAGUUCUACAAAGCCACCCAGCUGGUCAGCGAGAAGGUCGGAGGGGCCGAAGGGACCAAGUUAGAUGAUGACUUCAAGGAGAUGGAAAAGAAAGUGGACGUGACCAGCAAGGCUGUCACAGAAGUCCUGACCAGAACCAUUGAGUACCUCCAGCCCAACCCAGCUUCCAGAGCCAAGCUCACCAUGCUCAACACCAUGUCCAAGAUCCGCGGGCAGGUGAAGAACCCCGGCUACCCCCAGUCCGAGGGGCUGCUGGGGGAGUGCAUGAUCCGCUAUGGGAAGGAGCUGGGAGAGGAUUCCAACUUUGGGGACGCGCUCCUGGACGCCGGCGAGUCCAUGAAGCGCCUGGCGGAGGUGAAGGACUCGCUGGACAUCGAGGUCAAACAGAACUUCAUUGAUCCCCUGCAGAACCUGUGUGACAAGGACCUGAAGGAGAUCCAGCACCACCUCAAGAAGCUGGAGGGGAGGCGCCUGGACUUCGACUACAAGAAGAAGCGGCAGGGCAAGAUCCCCGACGAGGAGCUGCGCCAGGCCAUGGAGAAGUUUGAGGAGUCCAAGGAAGUGGCAGAGACCAGCAUGCACAACCUCCUGGAGACAGAUAUCGAGCAGGUGAGCCAGCUGUCAGCCCUGGUGGAUGCCCAGCUGGAUUACCACAGGCAGGCCGUGCAGAUCCUGGACGAGCUGGCCGAGAAGCUCAAGCGCAGGAUGAGGGAGGCCUCCUCCCGUCCCAAGAGGGAAUACAAACCCAAGCCCAGGGAGACCUACGACUUCAGGGAGCCUGACCAGUCCAACGGGGGCUUCUCCUGCACCCCCACCCCCAAAGCCUCAGCAGCUUCCACCUCUUUCCGGUCGGACAAGCCGUCCCGGGCCUCCGUCAGGAGUAUCCCCCCCCUGGACCAGCCCUGCUGCAAAGCCCUCUACGACUUCGAGCCCGAGAACGACGGCGAGCUGGGCUUCAAGGAGGGCGACAUCAUCACCCUGACGAACCAGAUCGACGAGAACUGGUACGAGGGGAUGAUCCACGGCCAGUCCGGCUUCUUCCCGCUCAACUACGUGGAAGUGCUGGUCCCGCUACCUCAGUGAGACGGCGCCGCUGCCCCCGAGCGUCCCGAGCUCCAUUCCAGCCCCAGCCCCGCCUCCCGCCUCCCCUCGGGGCCAGGCGCUACCAGGGAACAAACCAGAAGGGUCCCACGGCCCCUUCCCCCUGUCAAUUUGGUUAUUUUCUUUUUUUUUGGUCCUUUUUUUUUUCUUUUUUUUUUUUUUUUUUUUUUUUUGUCCUUCUGGUGCUUGAACUUCGGUACUUUGUGCGCCCCCAGCCCCGGCCGUGCUGCUGGCACUGCCCUGUCCCUGUCCCUGUCCCUGUCCAUUCCCAUCUUCCCUGUGGGUCCAGCGCGUGGGUGAGGCAGGGAGCACAGCCAGGAUGUGUCCUGGCACAGGGGGCACAGCCAGGAUGUGUCCUGGGCACAAGUGGCACAGCCAGGAUGUGUUCUGGGCACAGAGGUGACCUCAGUGGCACAGCCAGGAUGUGUCCUGGGCACAGGGGGCACAGCCAGGAUGUGUCCUGGGCACAGGGGGCAUAGCCAGGAUGUGUCCUGGGCACAGAGGUGACCUCAGUGGCACAGCCAGGAUGUGUCCUGGGCACAGAGGUGACCCCAGUGGCACAGCCAGGAUGUGUCCUGGCACAGGGGGCACAGCCAGGAUGUGUCCUGGGCACAGAGGUGACCCCAGUGGCACAGCCAGGAUGUGUCCUGGGCACAGAGGUGACCCCAGUGGCACAGCCAGGAUGUGUCCUGGGCACAGGGGGCACAGCCAGGAUGUGUUCUGGGCACAGGGGGCACAGCCAGGAUGUGUCCUGGGCACAGAGGUGACCUCAGUGGCACAGCCAGGAUGUGUUCUGGGCACAGGGGGCACAGCCAGGAUGUGUCCUGGGCACAGAGGUGACCUCAGUGGCACAGCCAGGAUGUGUCCUGGGCACAGGGGGCACAGCCAGGAUGUGUCCUGGGCACAGAGGUGACCCCAGUGGCACAGCCAGGAUGUGUCCUGGGCACAGAGGUGACCCCAGUGGCACAGCCAGGAUGUGUCCUGGCACAGGGAUGGCCCCAGGGCAGGGCAGCCCCAGUCCCACCCUCCUGCCCCAGCCAACACCGCCCCUGUCCCCACAAAUCCCAGAGGGAUCAGGGGAGGGGAGCUGGGGAACAGCAACACUAAAACAGCCAGAGAACACUAACACAGCCCUGCAGGGCAGGAGCUGAGCCCUGCCUGGGCUUUGGAGCCAUCCCUGGGGCUCAGAGCCAUCCCUGCCCACCCUGCAGGGACAGCAGGGAUGUCCCCUGCCUGCCUGGCCCCCUCCCCACUGAGCUCAACCCCAUGAUGGGGGGCUGCUCCUUCUGCCCAUGUUUUUUUCAUGGACCUCAGGCUUUUCCUGCUCCACACUCUCCCAAGGCAGUCCCACCUGCAGGAUCACCUGGAAGGGGAGGAACUGGGCCACAGCCCAGGGUAUCUGUGUGAUGGGACAGAGCUUGUGGCUCCUCUGCCCUUCCUGGGAAUCCCUCCUGUGGCUGUGGCUGGAGCUCACCUGGCCCUCAGGUGCCUUCCCUGCACCCCCAGCCACCCUCCCUGCAACUGCUCUGCCCCUGCAUUGCUGGGAGAAGGGAUGGUUCAUCUCAGUGGCACCUCUGCCAGCCCUUCUCCCUCUGCUGUGCUUUCCCUGGCCUGGGCGCGGGCACGGGGUGGGCACGGGGUGGGCAUGGGGGGCUGCAGGGCAGCGUGUGCUGGGCCCUGUGGUUUCUCUUGCUGCAAAAGUGGGUGCUGCCCCUCGUGGGGCUGGGAUGGGCCCUGCUGUGAGCCCCAGCUGUGCAGGGCUGUGCUGCAGCACCCCUGUCCUGCAGCUCUGUGAGCCCCAGCUGUGCAGGGCUGUGCUGCAGCACCCCUGUCCCUGCAGCACCCCUGUCCCUGUCCCUGUCCCUGUCCCUACUGCUCCUGCCCCGUUCUCUGUAAGGAUUUGGUCCGUGCAUGUCCACGUGUGUCUGACCCCCCCCCAGCAGUGACCCCGGCCCCGGGGGGGGCACAGGGCAGCCCCCCCUGCUCCCAGCAGGGCAGGGAGCCCAUGGGACCGGAGCCCUGGGGGCCCUUCCCGCUGUCCCCUCCCCGCUGGGGGACGCUGGCUCCCGCUCAGGUGGAUUGAAAUUGAAAUGCGUUCUGUCAGCUGGGGGACCUCGCUAGGUCUAGUUUUGGGUUUUGUUUUUGUUUUUGGUUUUGUUUUGUUUUUUUUUUUUUUUUAAUGGUUUCUCCUGGUUUUUAGGGGGAAAAAUGAUGACCCACAAUUCUUGACUUGUAUCUCUGAAUGAAAGUAUUAAAUGUUUUCUUCUUUCUAA